Vitis riparia (riverbank grape) is the source of this 1087-nucleotide messenger RNA. Its product is annotated as proteasome subunit beta type-3-A. NCBI's taxonomy places the organism in Eukaryota, Viridiplantae, Streptophyta, Magnoliopsida, Vitales, Vitaceae. The coding region runs from base 105 to 719 and encodes 204 amino acids. The record is from RefSeq and is a predicted model, not a curated record. The transcript is spliced from 7 exons. Gene Ontology annotation, biological process: proteasome-mediated ubiquitin-dependent protein catabolic process. Gene Ontology annotation, cellular component: proteasome core complex; proteasome core complex, beta-subunit complex.
UGAGUGUCGCCCAAGCUACACAUACUUUCUUUUUUCUCAGGGAAGACCCUCCCGAAGCAUUUUAGUUUGUCUCUCGGAACUCAGUCGCAUAUUCAUCGUCACCGAUGUCGAUCUUCGAGUACAAUGGCAGUGCGCUAAUCGCCAUGGUUGGCAAGAACUGCUUUGCAAUCGCCAGCGAUCGCCGGUUCGGCGUUCAGCUCCAGACCGUCGCUACCGAUUUUCAGAAAAUUUACAGGAUCCACGAUCGGGUUUUUCUUGGUCUGUCCGGACUGGCUACCGAUGCUCAGACUCUAUAUCAACGGCUUGUUUUUCGGCACAAACUGUAUCAGCUUCGAGAGGAGAGGGAUAUGAAGCCCGAAACCUUUGCAAGCCUUGUAUCUGCUAUUCUUUAUGAGAAAAGGUUUGGUCCUUACUUCUGCCAGCCUGUUAUUGCUGGAUUGGGAGAUGAAGACAAGCCAUUCAUCUGCACAAUGGAUUCAAUUGGAGCCAAGGAGCUUGCUAAAGAUUUUGUUGUUGCUGGUACUGCCUCUGAGUCUCUUUACGGUGCCUGCGAGGCCAUGUUCAAGCCCGACAUGGAACCUGAGGAAUUAUUUGAGAUCAUCUCUCAAGCACUGCUCUCAUCAGUAGAUCGUGACUGCUUGAGUGGUUGGGGAGGACAUGUCUAUGUUGUCACACCAACUGAAGUGAAGGAGAGCAUCUUAAAAGGAAGGAUGGAUUGACCUUUCUCCACAGAGCUGAUAGUUGAUCCCCUUCUAUAUCUGCAUUUGGUUACCUGUUUUCUUCCUUCCCAUCUGUGGCCUGCAUUUGAAGUGGAAACCUGUUAUCAUGUCUUUAGUGAUUUGUGCUGACUUUUUCUGCAGUGCUCUAAUUGAUGUAAACUGAUAAAUUUUAAAGUCACAUCUCCCCAGCAAUUCCAGUGGAAGGAUAGGUCCUUUUGAUUUAUAAAAUUUGUAUGCUAUUGAAUAUUUCUUCCAAGAAAGACACGUUACUACAUGGAUUUGGCCAUUGUUUUAUCAGUCUUUCCUGGUAUACUCUCUUAUUGACAUUAUGCUUCCUCAUCAAUCUUUUAUGUAGAUUAGUAUUGUCA